This is a messenger RNA of Entamoeba histolytica HM-1:IMSS, 4767 nucleotides long. RefSeq lists its product as uncharacterized. The transcript has a single exon. The record is from RefSeq and is a predicted model, not a curated record. Bases 1 to 4767 code for a protein of 1588 amino acids. NCBI's taxonomy places the organism in Eukaryota, Evosea, Mastigamoebida, Endamoebidae.
AUGAGUAUAUCAUUACUAUUUAUAAUAAUUCUUGUUGUAUAUUCACGUCCUAUAAAACCACCACGUUUAGGUGAUGGUUUUAUUCAAAGAGGAAAUCAUUAUGAAUAUGGAACUAACAACAAAUUGAAAGGUGAUAAUGGUGAAACAGAAUUACAAUAUUCUGUUGAUAUAAAACCAAAUGUUCAUUCAUUUGAUUUUGAUGAAUCAAUAGAAAGUGUUGAAUGUCAAGGAGAUGAUUUGAUUGUUUCAACAAACAAUAAAUAUAUUGAAACAUGGAGUAAUAAUUCACUUGUUACAGGGUCUAAUGAAAUGUGGAAAACUUCAUGUACAUUAAAUAGAAGAAUAUUGAAUAUUGAAUUAAUGUAUGAAAAAGAUGGAUUAUAUUAUUAUUUACUUAGAACAGAGAAAGUGUCAUUUAAUGAAUAUUUUAAUGAGGCAAAAUUAAUUUAUAAUCCAAAGAAUAAUGGAGGAUAUAAUAAAGAAAAUAAAAUAAAAGGAUUUAGAAAAGUACAUUUCAAAGAAGAAAGUAAUAUUGAUGCAUCAACAGUUAAAAUAAGUUCAAUUUCAACAGAAGUAGUACAAAGAAGUGAAUAUAUCGAAGUGAAAACAACAGAAAAAACAUUGCCAUUCAAUAUUGAAACACCAAUUGGUGUUAUAAAUGUUGUACAUGAUGAUUAUUAUUGUAUAAGUUAUAGUCUUAUUAAAGGAAGUGAAGAUAUUGAAGGGGAGAUGAUCUUUGAGGUUUAUCCUAAUGAAAAACCAAUAACAAAUAUAAAGUUUACAAAUUCAUUCAUAAAUUUUUAUAAAAACAUAUAUGAACGACAUAAAACAUAUAUCCUCAAAGAUAAUAAAUAUUCAGUUGGUGAAAUAUAUACUAAGUGUAUUAAAAUAGAUAAUACAUAUAAAGAAAAUAAAAGUUACACAGUUAAAAUGAAGAUGGAAGGAUAUAAAGAAAAAGAAGGACCAAUGUUUUAUGUUGAGAAAGAUGAAUCUCUUAUUGUAACAACACCCAUAGAAGGAGAAUUUAUAGAUUAUACAAAAACAAAAGAGAUUUUAGUUAAAUGGGAAUACACAAAUGCAUUUAAAUAUACACAAGGAGUAAAAAUGAAAUUAAAAAUGAAUAGAUUCGGAAUUGAUAAAACGAUUGGAGAGAGUCAACAAAUAAACAAAUUUUCCAAUAAAGAACAAAAAUUCAUAAUAGAUGAUAAACAUAAUAUUAGAAGUAGUUCAUCAUAUUAUAUUGAAAUGAGAUAUAAUUGUUGGAAUGUUCCAGUUAUUGGGGGAUGGUGUUCAACAAAAAGAUCAAAUUUAUUUACAAUUAGUAAUGAAGAAGUUAAAGGAGAAAUAGAAAUUAAAACACCAACAUUAGGACAAACAUUUAAAACGGGAGAAGAAAUUGUAGUAACAUGGGAAUAUUCAGGGGAUAAUAGUAACAAAGAAAUUACUAUAGAAUUAAAAAAGAAUAGAAGAAGUAGUAUAUAUAAUAUAAAAAGAGUUAAAGCAAGCGAGAAACAAAUCAAAAUAAGAGUACCAGAAGUAAAAGAAGAUACAAAAUAUUUUAUUGAAAUUGAAUAUCAAAAAGGAAAUGAUAAACAAUAUUCAUAUUCUGAUUUCUUUUAUAUUAAUAGUGAAAAAGUAAUAGAAUUUGAUGAUGAUAUUAAAUAUGAUAAUGAUAAGAAACAAUUAUCAUUUAAAUUUAAAACACUAAAACAUCAAAAAUUAGAUAAAUCAUAUAUUACAAUUAAAGAAGAUUAUCCAUUAUUUUUAAGAUAUAAUAAACAAAUAAAUGAUAAAAAAUAUAAUAUUGAAACAAUGACAAUAGUUGAUAAGAAAGACUAUUAUGAAUAUUCAAUGAUUAUUAAUGAUUUUAUUGACAAUUCAAUCUUUUAUUUAUAUUUAAGUUAUAAUUAUAAAUGUAAAAUUAAUGAAGAAUCGUGUAAAUCACAAUAUUCAAAACGAUUUUCAAUUCCAUAUGAGAAAAAUAUUGGAUGGAAUAUUAAAGAAGAUGGGAAUAUAAAAGAAAAAGAAAUAAAUAUUAUGAAUGCUGAUUGUUCAAUAUGUCCUACAAAUAAUACAUAUAUUAAAAAACAAUUCUGUAGAUUAUGUGAUAUAUUAAAAAAUAAUAGUAUACCAAUUUAUAAUAGUACAAUAACAACAACAUGUGAAGAUUGUUAUGUAGUUAAUAAUUUUAAAAUUGGACCUAUUCUAUUUGAAAUUGGAUUUCAAAAUCCAUAUAAAUUUGAAGCACAAAUAAAUGGACAUUUAGAUUUGCAAUUUAAUUUUAAGAAUAAAUUAAAUGGUAUAAUGAAUUUUCAACGCACUUUUGAUAUUCCUAAAAUAUCAUUAAAAAAUAUUUUAACAAUUAUACUUGGUAAAAUUCCAUUUGAAUUUGAUGCAUCUAUUGACUCUGGAAUUACAUUUGAUUUUCAAAUAACAGGAUCAGCUAAUCUUGAUACAACAAUCAAAAAAGAAUUAGAAUAUACAUUAUAUAUUUCAUAUCCAAAUAUAAAUACCAAUGAUGGUACUUAUAUUUGUGAUUAUGCACAACUAAAGAUAGAAGAUACAAAAGAAGAUAAAAUAUUUAAACCAACACCUUGUAUACAUGAUACAGAAUUAAAUUUAACAAUUACACCAUAUGUUGGAAUGUCAUUUUCAACAUCAAUAUUUGAUAUAACUCCAAAACUAGAAUUUCCACUAAUCAAUUUAGUUAAAUACAGUGAAAUACCAUUCAUAGGAACAAAUGAUAAAACUCUAGCAAAAUAUGUAUAUGGAUUAGAAAAUGAUCAUUACAUGGAAUAUACACUUGAUAUUUAUGGAAAAUGUAAUUUAGGAUAUAAAAUAAAAUUAGUAAUUAGUAAUACACAAAAUGAAAAAAGAUUUAAAAUAUUUGGACCAAUAAAAGCAGUUAGAAUUGGAUUUCUUGAUAUUGAAACAGUUAAGAAAACAAGAAAAAUCCCAUUAAAAAUAACAACAGAUAUGAUAAAAGAAUAUGAAGAUGAAACAAAAGAAAUUAUUAAAUUAAUGAUAGAAGAUAUUAUCAAAUAUAUUGAAGAGACGAAAUUAAUAAGAAUAGAAAGUAAUGAAUAUUUUAUCAAUGAUACUAAACAAACAAUUAUAACAACAAAUGAUCAAUAUGCAAUAAUUGAUAUAGCGAUUAAAGAAGAGUUAAUAAGUAUAGAAGAUAUAAAACAAAUAUGUGAUAUAUUAAAAGAAACAAACCAAUUUGACAGUAAAUAUGUAUAUCUUAAAGCAUAUUCACAUUAUAUUAAAGGAUGUAGUAAUAUUACACUUGAAAAUGAAGAAAAUGAAGAAACAAUAAAUUCAAAAUGUGAAAAAUAUGAACAUUGUUCAUUAUGUUCAAGUUCCGAAUGUUUGAAAUGUGAAAAAGGAUAUGGAAUAGAUGAAGAAGGAAAAUGUAAAGAUGUAGAAUGUAACAAUUUCAAAGGAUGUUCAAAAUGUACAGUAACUGAAUGUUUAGAAUGUAGUAAUGGGAAAGAUACAUUUAAUAAUAAAUGUUUGAUAGAAGAAUGUGAACAAUUCAAUGGAUGUAUCGAAUGUACAACAACAGAAUGUUCAAAAUGCAAUAAAGGAUAUGAAAUGAUACAUGGAGAAUGUAAAAGAAAAGAAUGUUCAAUGUUUGAAAAAUGUGUAUUUUGUAAUAAUGAAGAAUGUUUAGAAUGUGAAGAAACAAGUGAACUUAUUGAUGGAGCAUGUAAAAUUGAUACAUGUGAUAAAUUUGAAUAUUGUUCAGAAUGUACUGAUAAAAAAUGUAUUAAAUGUAAAGAAACAUAUACAAUAAAUGAAAAAGGAAUAUGUGAAUUAAAUAAAUGUACAGAAAUAAUGAAUUGUAAUAAAUGUUCAGAAGGACAAUGUUAUGAAUGUUUAGAUAAAUUAGAAAUGAUUAAUGGAAUAUGUUAUCCAACAACAUGUUCUAGUUUUGAUAAAUGUUUUAGAUGUGAUGAUAAGAAAUGUAUUCAAUGUGUUGAUGGUACAAUAACAAGUGAUGGUAUAUGUAGAAAAGAAGAAAUGGAUAAAGAAAGUAUAUAUUGUUUAAUGCCAAAUUAUCUAUUUGUAGAAAAAGAAGUUGGAAAUUGUACAACAAAUUCAGAUAAGUCUUCAGAUAUGGUUGUUUUUAAUGGAAAAGAAUAUUUAAAUUUACAUUAUCCAUCCUCACCAGACUGUGGAAUAAAUGGAGAUACAUUUACAGUUAUAACAAAAAUUUCAUUGUGUGUUAAAAACAUAAAUAAAAUUAAUAGUAAAGGAUAUAUUUAUAAAGAUAAUCUUUGUGGGAAAAAUGAAAAAAUAAGUUCAAUACUUACAAGUUCUGGAUGUAUUUCAUAUGACGAUGGAAGUAUUAAAUCAACAAUUACAACAAAUGAAUUAAUAAUUGAAAUAUUUAAUGAAAAAAAUUGUAAUGGAAAUAAUAACAAAUAUUCAUAUAAUCUUGAUGAAUGUUUUGAAGAUGAAUAUAACAAUGGAUAUAAAAUUAUUACAGGUGAAGAAUAUGAAUGUUCUACAUAUGGAGAAUGUUUAAAAUGUAAUGAGACUGAAUGUAGUAAAUGUGGUAAUAAAUAUACAUUAACAUCAGGAAAGUGUUAUUUCAACUGUGAAGAAUAUCAACACUGUUCAGAGUGUGAUGAUAUGAAAUGCAAUAGAUGUAAAGAAGGAUAUGAAAUGAAAUAUGGAGAAUGUGAAGAAAGUCAUGUUAGUGGUUCAAUAUCUAAGAUGAUAAUAUCUCUUAUCACCAUUUUAACUUUCCUAAUCUAA